CGGACGCGAUUGCCAUACAGACCGAAUAUUGCUUUAGAAACCAAAAAAAUAGAAAUUUAAGUGCUGAAAGUGUGUUCGACUUCCCAAGCAGAAAACAAAAAACAUUACAAAGAUGAUUGACCUAUCGAGGAAGUGCUUUAUUGUCUUAAUCUGUUUUACUUGUGCUUUAGCGGUCGAUUUGCAGUACUCGGAAAUAGUAACGGUUAACAAUGAAACGCGUUAUAUUGUGCUCAAUCCAGAUGCCGCUUUGACUUUGUUCAAUAAAAACCAUUACGUCGGCGGACAAUAUGUUUUCACAUCCGGCAAGAGAAUCACAGGCGAUCGCUUGAUACUCAACUUCCAGGACUCAACGCAAUUCACUAAAGGUGAAGAUGUUGAAGCUCUACUACGUUAUCCAGCCAAGGGUACCGAUACAAAUAUCAUAACUCAGGUGGACAUCUACGCAGCAGUAUCCUCAGAAGAUGCUGACUCCUUCUUCGUCGAUGGCGGCAUAAACAAAUCCUUUUGUGAGAUACUUAUCGCUGGCAAUAAGACAAGUUAUGUCGAGUUUGAGAUGUUCAUUUAUGGUUAUUAGCUGUACAUAAUGUGUGCCGUUACAUUGAAAAUGAAUACAUGAAAUAAUUUUUGUUGAGCAAAAAUUUUUAUCUCUGGUAAACUUAGAGAACAAAGAUAACUUAAUAAAACUGUGAUUUUAAGUAAAAUUGAAAUAAUGGAAAUAAAAGAUAGUGAUGCUACGUUGAGCGUAGCAACAAGUUUGGAAUAUAGAUUAA
Molecule: messenger RNA, 770 nt
Organism: Bactrocera tryoni
Lineage: Eukaryota; Metazoa; Arthropoda; Insecta; Diptera; Tephritidae
Exons: 2
Coding region: 113-574 (153 amino acids)
Source: RefSeq, a predicted model, not a curated record